ACUUGCGCGCGUGGGCAAUUGGUAAUUGCUAUGUGCUGUAGUCUUUUACAGAAAGUUACUGAAUUAUCUAUCUCGUUUUUUUAUUCUAUCCUAAAAAUAGUAAGCUAAAAAGCUCGUUUGUCUAAAUGACUUCACUCCCACCAGGUGACGAAGUUAAAGAUCUACUGGAGAAGAUGACUCUUGGUGUUGUUAAAACUUUAGAGAGCAAGCCAGGUGUUUGUGAUGUACAAUUUGAAAACUGUACACCUGCAAAGAAAAGUGCUAUUUAUUCCUGGGAACAGAGAAAUAUGUGUACAUUGCCAAAUGACCUGAAGGACUUCUUUUUGACUACAAAUGGCCUGUCAAUUCAAUGGUCGAUUAUAUUUGAUGGUGAAACUUUGCCAAUAGGAAACAUCCAAGUUAAUUCAAUUGCUUCCCUGGUGUCAUUAAACCAGUCGCAUUCCUCCGAAGCGCCAUCGUUGUUGGAUCUCGAUGAUAUAUCGGACGGCGAAGGCUUCCACGGUCACGACAAACCGCAUUUCGAUCAAAGGAAUAAGAUUUACGAGUUGGAUUCUUGCCUCGGAUGCAAAGUUUGUUUGGUCUUCAAGAAUGUUGCUAAUGGUGGCAUGAUAGAUACCUCUCCAGAAAUCUGGCUGCUGGAUCGUUCGUUGAGCUGGAGUUUCUUGGCCUUCUUUGAAAAUUAUUUCAGAAUGCUAAUAAUUCAUCUUGGUCUGCCGUUAUGGCAAUAUCGUUUUUCAACAGCUGGUCUCAGUACGGAGACGAAGGAAUGGUUCAAUCUUUACGCGCCCAGCCGGGUCACGGAUGACUUGUCUGAUGAACACAUGAACGUGACGUCAGCUGAACAGACCAAUCAACUAGACCCAAACCGCGUAUUUAAGGGGAAAGCAGAUAUUGUGAAAGUGCAAACGAAGCAAGGAAAGAAAAAGCUAGCGGCUAGAAGUACCACUUCAUCUAAAUCUCAAGGAACUUCUGCAAUCAAAUCUCAUCGAUAUUAGGACGAGAGACAGAUACCUCGAAUCGGGACGGUCAAUUGAACAAAAAAGAUUUGUGUGCACGUGAUGCUUUCAUGGACAACACCUUGUGCCUAGAAUCUGCCUGUGGUCCACUAAAUGCUUACUACCACAUCGGAGACCGGACCGGACAGCCCUUGUUUGGGAUGCCUUUUAACCAGAUUAGUCGAGCUAUGGAAACUAGGCGUGGAGGGAACUUUGGAGCGAAUCGGUAUUAGUAAGUAGUAACACUUUUAGCCAUGUCCUCACGGAUGGACACCCCCCUUAGCUUAUUGUGAACUAGACUUAGCUUUUAGUUGCUUGGUAUGUUUUAAAGAUGUUUGAAUUCGAAAGAUCAACCCCCUUUAUGGACGAAUGUCGCUGCUGGUUUGUUGCAUGAAUUGCAAAAUGAUUCAAUUUGUCUGCCCCCUUCCCCUAUUCGCUUGGUCGGAUCCAACCAGUUUUCUUGCUAUCGCAGUUCGGGAUAUCGGAUUUCGAACACAUAUCGGCCGCUCUAUGCCUGGCUGUGUCUUACUUUCUGAAGUCGUGCAGAUAAUUAGUUGCGCAGAGACUAAGAAUUAUCAAUGAAAUUUAAACGCAGAACAUCUUUAAUUUGCUUGCUUUGAAAUAUCCCAAACGUGCGUCAAAAUUAUUUCUUAUAUAAGCAGAAUAAGAAGUAUUUAUUAUCAGCAUGAAGUUAGUAAACUUCUAGGAGAGCAGCGACAUGUAUUGACUACAGUUCACAAUUCCUUUGGAUGUAUCAUUGUCCUAUACCGCAGAGCUGCAUAUUUAUUCUCAUCAUGUUCCUGUGCUAUUUUCUUACUUUUGCCUUUUUGGCUUUCUUUACCUGGUAUAAUCAAACUCUACAGUAAAUGCAACAAAAAUCAAAUCAGCUGCUUGAAAGUCUGCUCAACGUGGCCAUUUUAAGAUUUUGGCAAAAAGUAGUAGCAAUAGAUCUUUAAAAGAUUUAUGCUGUGUCAAGUUUGCUUAAAGUUCAGUGUCUACGUAAAGGUUAGAGCAUGAUCACGUGUGUUCACAUGUGUUAAAAACAAUGUACUCAUCUUACAUCGAAGUUUUCAUUGCCAUAAUAUUGCACAAACGGUUAUAUUCCAGCUAUAGAAAAAAGAUCAAUGAAACUCAGCCAAUUUUGAACUUUUUUCUUUGACUGUAAUCUUCCUGGGGACAUGUUGUUUUCUAUAGUUAAUAGGAAUAAAAGAUAAGUGAGCUGCUUUCUUUCCUGAAGUUUGCCCACUUGAAUAUCAAUGGUGAAGAAGCAAGAAAGUAGUCUGACAUCUAAUAAAUGUCCACCUUUAUUUAAUUCUUAACAGCCAUUAGCUAUAUAUGACCCCUAUAUCUUUAGUUUUGUUCAAUUAUAUAUAUAUAUAUAUUUAUAUAUACUCUAGCUAUCUAGUCCAAAGUUUUUAUUUGUUUUAUUGGAGGGUGGGGGUGAGGUCGUUAAAAUACAGUAGUUACCUUCACUGAACACAAUUAAUAUGAAAGAACAGAUCAUGAUCUUAAAAAUUUUUUCAAGGCAAAAUAGUGCAUCCCUAGUUUUGACUUGUCCUCACUAAUAAAUCCUCUAGAGUUCAUUCAAUUCCCCAGUUUUAGUGGGUCUGACUAUAUAUUUACUCUAGUUAUGUGUACUCAUGCUUUAGAAGUUUGUUUCAUGGAGGUGAAAUUAUUUAUAUAUGUACACCUCUAAAAAGACCUUUGUUUAUAUGUAAAAUUUGCAUAAUAUACAUAUAUAAUAUAAUAUGAAAUAAAAUGUAUAUGAAGUUAAAAAGUGCAUAAUAUCUGUUUAGAUGGAGCAAUAUAACUGUAAAUUAUAAUCAAACAAUGUUUCAAGAUGAUUCACUACAUUGUGUUUUGUUCGUGUAUAUAUAUUAAUUUGCAAUCCAAUUAUAGAUAUACCAAGAGAUA
Messenger RNA from Xenia sp. Carnegie-2017, 2909 nucleotides. RefSeq names its product tubulin polyglutamylase complex subunit 2-like. Lineage: Eukaryota; Metazoa; Cnidaria; Anthozoa; Malacalcyonacea; Xeniidae. Gene Ontology annotation, biological process: protein polyglutamylation. The record is from RefSeq and is a predicted model, not a curated record.